This is a messenger RNA of Sphaeramia orbicularis (orbiculate cardinalfish), 1799 nucleotides long. Its product is annotated as solute carrier family 41 member 1-like. Gene Ontology annotation, biological process: monoatomic cation transport. Bases 47 to 1399 code for a protein of 450 amino acids. The record is from RefSeq and is a predicted model, not a curated record. Gene Ontology annotation, molecular function: monoatomic cation transmembrane transporter activity. NCBI's taxonomy places the organism in Eukaryota, Metazoa, Chordata, Actinopteri, Kurtiformes, Apogonidae. Gene Ontology annotation, cellular component: plasma membrane. The transcript is spliced from 10 exons.
CCACAGGCUUCCCAGGCAGGGAUGGGUUAACAGGAGAUCAGCCAGCAUGGUGGUGGUGACCCAUCUGGCCCUGGAGCUCCGUUUUCAGGGGAACAAGCUGAGGGGCUUCACGUGCAGACUGACCCGCCUGGCCCAAGGCUUCCUGCCAGAGACCUCGUGGAUUAUUGUGGCACAGGUCCUGCUGCCGUACCUGGUGUCCGGCCUUGGCAUGGUAGCAGCGGGGAUUGUCAUGGAUAUUGUGCAACACUGGGACGUGUUCAGACAAAUCUCCGAGGUGUUUAUCUUGGUGCCGGCCCUCGUGGGGCUGAAGGGGAAUCUGGAGAUGACGUUGGCGUCCAGACUGUCGACAGCAGCCAACACGGGGCAGAUGGAUGAGCCUCAGCAGCAGUGGAGGAUGGUUGUGUGUAAUCUGGCUCUGAUUCAGGCCCAGGCCACAGUGGUGGGCUUCCUGGCAGCCGUGGCAGCCGUGGGUCUGGGGGGUCUGACCCGGGGUCGAGUGGACGUGGUCGAAGCUGCGGUUCUGUGCGCCAGCAGCGUCACCACCGCCUUCAUCGCCGCUCUGUCUCUAGGUCUGGUGAUGGUGGCGGUGAUCAUCGGCUCUAGGAGAGUGGGCGUCAACCCCGACAACGUGGCCACGCCCAUCGCCGCAAGCCUCGGUGAUCUCAUCACCCUGUCUUUGCUCGCUGGGGUCAGCAGCCUCUUCUUCUUUUACAGAGACAUGUGGUACCUGCCUCCUGUGGUGUGUGGAUUCUUCCUUCUCCUCAUUCCGGCCUGGGUCGCCAUCGCACGCCGCUCUCCACCAAUCAGAGAGGUGCUGAGGUCCGGCUGGCAGCCAGUCAUCUUGGCCAUGUCUAUCAGCAGUAUCGGGGGUUUGAUUUUGGAUAAGACAGUGAGUAAUCCAAACUUCGAGGGUAUGGCAGUGUUCACUCCAGUCAUCAACGGUGUGGGGGGAAACCUGGUGGCCAUCCAGGCCAGUAGGAUGUCCACGUACCUGCACUACUGGAGCGUCCCUGGAGCUCUGCCGCUGAAAAUGGGUGUGAACUGUCCAGGACCAUGUGAUAACUUCUGUUCCUCAGAUGGGAACUCCAGGUCGGCCCGAGUCCUGGUCAUCCUGGUCGUCCCCGGUCACCUCCUCUUCUUGUACACCAUCCACCUCCUGCAGGGAGGACACACUGCCAUGACCCCUGUCUUCAUCACCUGUUACCUGUCUGCAGCUCUGCUUCAGGUGGUGAUCCUGCUCUACGUUGCCACCCUGAUGGUGCGCUGGCUGUGGAGGCGGGGCUUGGACCCAGACAACUUCUCCAUCCCUUACCUCACGGCUCUGGGUGACCUGCUGGGCACCGGUCUCCUGGCUCUGAGCUUCAGACUGGUCCUGAUGGUCAGUUCUGCAGGGGUUUGAUGCCGACACAUGUACUGUUCAUCAUAUGCAAGAGGCUGAAACGCACCGGAAGGCAAGUCGGAAGAGCACAGGUGGUGUGGGGAAAUGAGCCAAAACCCAAAGGAGAAGGAGAAGGUGAGGGGAUCGGACUUAUUUUGCAUUUCGGUCGAAUUCACCAGCUCAGUGUGUUUCCUUGAGUUUCAUCAGUCUCAAUGUUAAAACCACCAGGCUUGGCUCUGUAGAAAACAUCCAACUAAUGUGGAUGCAGCAAAUGUUGAGACAUGUACUCGUAUCGUCAGCUCUUUAGUGUUAAAUGGCAAAUGAUUGUAUUACGGCAAUAAUAAAAUAUCAUAAAAUGUAAACAUAUUAACUAUAACAGGGUCAAUAUCAGUAUAAGGUGCCUUUGGUGCAGAAUCUGUCA